Molecule: messenger RNA, 1169 nt
Organism: Uloborus diversus
Lineage: Eukaryota; Metazoa; Arthropoda; Arachnida; Araneae; Uloboridae
Exons: 2
Coding region: 102-1046 (314 amino acids)
Source: RefSeq, a predicted model, not a curated record
UCCAAAUCUUCUUAUAACUAAAGUUGGACACAAAUGAAAUCAUGUCUGUUGUUGUUGUUGUUUUUAAUCUCCCUUUGGUCUGACGGAGUCAGACCAACUCAAUGAAGCCGUUGACCCUUAUGAAAUCUGACACUAGCAGUGGACUGUCGAAUAUGUCGUUCCAGUCCAAUCCCAGGCAGCUCAAGAUAUGCUGUGGUGAUGCCUGGUUUUGUUGGCAUUUAGGGCAGAUGGGGAACCUCUUGGCGCUUCCAGAGAAAGUGAGACUCUUCAGAUGUCCACUGGCGAGGCGAGACAGAAGGGUGUUAGUCUGCCUGUCACAGGAAGGGAAUGUUAUUGAAGAUACUCCAGAAGCCACAGUGUUGGAAAAAGUGUUUUUGAAUCCUAUUUUUAUCCCUAGAUAUCACCUUCAGCCCAACACAGUUAAAGUUUUCAAAGAGAAAGUAUGUGUUGGGCAAGAAGAGGCACAAAAUUUAGCAUCGCUAAAGCAGCACUCAGACGAGUGGUUUUGUGAAAGAAGGAAGCGAAUAACAGGGUCCACCUGUUAUUCUCUCUUCACAUAUGCAAGGAAUAAAAAUCCAAACUGGAAAAAAAAGGUACAAUCUAUCACUGAGAAUGUUUUUGCUGGAAAUGCUGCAACUGCUUAUGGAAACGAGAUGGAAGAAAAAGCAAAAAACAUCUUUGCAUUUGAAAGCCGUGUAAAUAUUUUCAAUUUUGGACUGAUUGUCCGCAAAGAAGUUCCGUGGUUUGCCUAUAGUCCUGAUGGACUUUAUAUGAAAGAUGGGACUUUGGUUCUUUCAGAAAACCAAAUGUCCAGUAAAAAUGAAAAUGCAACAUCAGCAAUUGGCUCUUUACCCUAUGUUUAUGUUGACCCCCAGACUGGACAGUAUGCUCUAAAACCUAGGCAUGCAUAUUAUGGCCAGGUCCAGCUGGGGAUGUACUUAACAGGAGCUGUUAAGACAGUUUUAUUAUUUUUUCCUCUUUUGACAACAGCUAUGUUGUCAUUGAGGUUUUUCCAGACAAACAUGAGGGUUUUUUUGAAACACUAACAAGUGUUUAUUUUUCACAUUUUUUACCGUAUGUAAUGAAAUGAAUAUUCAAUUUAAUUUUUUUACUUAUGUUUUGCACUUGAAUAUUGUUAAUGUUAUGUAUAUAUAUGUAAAUAUUAUACA